AUGGAAAUGGCCUGGCCAUUUGUUGUUGGGAGGUGACUGUGUUCAGGAAUAGACAUCAAUGUGAACCAUGUGCACUAACACACAAUCUCCUUUGUUUUGUUGUUGUUCUUGUUGUUUCAGUGGCUCCAGUAGCAGUAAGAUUGCAAUUGACAACAAGAUUGAGCAAGCCAUGGUAGGAUAGUGUGUUUAUGGUUAUAGUGUCUUUAUUGUGUUGCAUUGAAGGACUUGGUGAACACCCAUCUGUUGCUGGAAGAAUUGUGACAUACAUUUGAUGAUAUGCUAUAAUUACAUGUUGUAUAUUGCUGUAGGACUUGGUGAAGAGCCACCUGAUGUUGGCUGUGAGAGAGGAGGUGGAGCUACUGAGGAAGCAGAUCAACCAGCUGUCAGAGAGGAACGCCCAGCUGGAGAGAGAGAACUACAUAUUGAGAGCACUGAGAGACAGACACAGACAAUAA
This is a messenger RNA of Coregonus sp. 'balchen', 455 nucleotides long. NCBI's taxonomy places the organism in Eukaryota, Metazoa, Chordata, Actinopteri, Salmoniformes, Salmonidae. The record is from the annotation of a GenBank genome assembly.